CUGUACGUCACGGUGACGUAGAAUCUGCUGAUUGGCUGUAGUGCAGGGCGGAAGUGCGUGUACGCCCCACCAGAGGGCUGACAACAAAACAACACGAGCAGAGACAGUCAUUUCCAGCACUAUGAUGGAUGAGCUGGUGCAGGACCUGGUGUCAGCUCUGGAACAGGCCUCAGAGCCGAAUAAGCUGGGGGAGCUGUGGGAGGAAAUGGUCCUGAGUCCACUGCAGCAUCGGCGACAGAUCCGACGCCGCAGGGGACGCAAGAAAUUUCACGAAUCCUCCCUUUAUCCAUUGUUUGCCAGAAGAUGCUGGAUUGACGCCUCGGAAUCCAGUUUAGAUGAAGCUAAAGACUUCAGGGAGAACUCGUCCUUCACUUUUCCUGCAUCGGUGGCCAACUGCAGUGACUCUGACGACAUGUCUGCUACCAACCACUGGUCAUCACUUGUGGGGGGCUCAGUUAGGACGAGGCAGCCCUCUUGGCCAGAGUCUGACUCCUUCACCGAGAAUAAUCCAGGACGGCCACUCAGGAGGCGGAGGAAGGUGAAGCGUAUGACUUCCGGGGUGACCUACAGGCUGCAGCAGAAGCUAACAGUGUCAGAGGUGGAUCGCAAACAGAGGCACAGACCGCCUAAGGUACACCGUCUCUCGGGAUCCAAGCGAAGAUCUGGUGGCUGGAUGAAGAACGAGAGACAGAGUGAAGGAGGCAGACUGCUGGGGAAGAAGUGCUGGAAAAGGAAGAUGACGAAGGAGCACAGAGACGCUGCUGAUGAGAACAUGUCUGAAGGGGAAACCAGCAGUACCUGCAGCAGUGACCCAGGCCUGUUCACCAAUGAUGAAGGAAGACAAGGUGAUGAUGAGCAGAGCGACUGGUUCUUCGAAGGGGACUGUGGAGUUGGGACGGGGGUUGCUGGCUUGUUGCCCAACUGGGACUCUGACAACCAGCUCUCCCUGGAGGAAAGACAUGCUUCUCCAAAAUUCCUGCAGGCUUCAAGGCUCUCUGACAGAGGGUAUCAUUCUCGUGUCAAACCUAGUUCAUCGGCUUGCUGUAUCAGGAGGGACCGGAGGCGGCAUCCCAGGAAGGAUAACAACAUGCCAGUAUUUGUAGAAAGACUGAGACACUUCUCCCAAGAUCCUUUGCAGCGAGACUUUUGGCUGCCUUCCGUUGGAAAACGAGGACGAAGCCAGUUGAAGCCUUUCUGCCCCAUACCAGUGUGUCCUGUAGACGUGAUGUCAGAGGGCCCUCAUCUCAGAUGUUCUUCUGUCUUCAGAAACAGGUCAACUGGUGUUGCUCCAGGAUUUCUGCACACGAUAGACACCCAGAGGAGGAGGGAGACAGAUGCUGGGUGCAUCUCAUCAGCGUGCAACUUAUUUCAGACGGAUCGUGCAAGAGAAGAGGCAAAAGGAGGAGCAAGUAACACAUCGACCUUAGAAGCUGGGAGGCUAGACACAUCUCAGGUCUUCACUUCCCCUCAAAUGGACAGCUCGUCUUUACACCUGGAGGACACCUGUAUGAGGCCUGACAUGUAAAUUCUGCAGAAAAGAAGAAAAAAAAUCUUCUAUGCCAGAGAAUGUAAAAAAGAAAAAAACUUAUUACUGCACAAACUUUGAAAGAAAAGAAAAAAUACAAAGCACAUCAUUAGUCUUCAAAUCAGCAUGUUUCUCCUAGAUCAAGCCUGCCCAGGUAGUAUAUUAAGCAUGACAAAUGUUAAUGCAAUCAAGCCUUGUUAAGCACUUUGUCGUCUCGAGGAAGAAGGCAGCUUCAAGAGGCUCUUGCUUUGACUUCUCUGCUCCUCCUGUUUCUACAGGCUCCAGGCCACCUGCCACUACACAAUUCAACAAUUAUGUCCACUCUAGUAGCACAGCACUUGUCAGCAGGAACCUCGGGUAAGCGGUCAGCAGAGGUUCAGUGUCGUCGGGGAGUCUGCUCUAGUUUACAACAAUGGCUGUACGGCGGCUAUCUCUGCGUCGCACGAACAUCACGAUGUUUAGAUACCACAUGCUGCUGUAGGGCUCAGAGAGCCGACCACCGGUGGUGAGCCAUACAAAAUACAGACUUUCUAUUAGCAUAGAUAAAAAAAGCAAAAAAAAA
Molecule: messenger RNA, 2087 nt
Organism: Oryzias latipes (Japanese medaka)
Lineage: Eukaryota; Metazoa; Chordata; Actinopteri; Beloniformes; Adrianichthyidae
Product: G patch domain-containing protein 2-like
Source: RefSeq, a predicted model, not a curated record